Molecule: messenger RNA, 735 nt
Organism: Symbiodinium natans
Lineage: Eukaryota; Dinophyceae; Suessiales; Symbiodiniaceae
Source: the annotation of a GenBank genome assembly
AUGCAGACUUGUUUGGUGUCGGGAAGCACAAGCUGUGACAUACAUGGCCUUGUGGAUGUCAAGUGCAACUUCGACGCCCGGAGCUUGGCUUGGUCUGACGUCGCCAAAUGUGCUUCCCAGCAAGAUCUCUGUCCCUUCUUGUGCGAGGCGGUAGCAUGCCCAAGGCGCCUCCCUGUGUAUACCAACAAGGGCCAGAAGGAGGACGACAGUUUCAAUGCCUUUCACUGCAAGAGGUGCCGCACACACCUGCUGACAACGGAUGCAGAUCUGGCGAACAUCCCUCGAAGAAGGACCGAUGGUGCCAUGGUCCUGGAUGCCCGCCUCCAGGUGAUCAGCCUGUACACUGUCAAGCGUGAUGUGGGGAACGUAGUGCUCGAAGUAUUCCAAGUGCUCCCCAGGUUCUCGCUGGUGAAAGAUGUGAGGCUUGCCCAUCCUGCGAUCAAGACGUCGGCUGACCUGGAGCUGGUGUACCUGUCCGACACAGCGGUAACAGUGCCAUGGCACAGGAUGAAGUCUCCCUUCACUUGCAAGGUAUGUGGCUACAUCUGCCAGAGCCAGGGACAGCUGGAGUUUCACAGGAAGCAGAGACAGCACACUGAAGAGAUGGAAAAAGAGCAGGAGGCGUCCACACACGGCUUUGUGAGUGUGAGUGUGAGUGUGAGUGUGAGUGUGAGUGUGAGUGUGAGUGUGAGUGUGAGUGUGAGUGUGAGUGUGAGUGUAUGUGUCCGUGUGUGA